Molecule: messenger RNA, 2984 nt
Organism: Microbotryum saponariae
Lineage: Eukaryota; Fungi; Basidiomycota; Microbotryomycetes; Microbotryales; Microbotryaceae
Source: the annotation of a GenBank genome assembly
AUGCCGUUCCACACUCGAGCGCCAGGGACACGAUCGAGUCAGCACCCGAUCUCGUCGCCGUCGAGCAAGUACGUUUCACCCGGUACGAACGGCCGUGCACCGACCUUGGCCUCGGUUCCUCGGCUGCCGUCGCAAAUGCCGCUCGAUUCGUCGUCUCCGAGCGCGGCGAUGACCGCUAGCCCGACCUCGACCCCGACCCCGACGCCAACAUCAACGCCGACCGCAGCGCCGCAGUCCCACUCGUCCCGACGUCUGACCAUCAGCAAGAUCCUCAACAAAGGGCGUAGAUCGAGCAACACGGCGCCUGUCUUGACCAACUCGCUCCCUGCGCCUGCACUGACGCCCGUGACCGUCAGCGACCGCGACAGCAGCCCCGCCGCGAUCGCCACCGGGUUCGGCCUCGGCACCGGCCGCACCUCGAUCCGCCGUCCCUCCGAAAGCUCCGCGUCGGCGUCGGCAUCUCCGUCCCAGUCGUUCGUAGUCGUCGAUCGCGUCUCUAGCGAGCAUGGAUAUUGGCAGCAAAGGAAUUCCGCCGCCACAGAGAGCAGCGACGUGGACGACGCGAGUAGUGGCAGUGGCCACAGCGAGGACGAGGAAGGUGAGCAUCUGGCCCACCUCCACUUUGCGGAGCCCAGUUCAAGUCCAUGGGCAUUGGGCGCGUUUUGAGAUCGAUUGCUGACCCGGUACGGCACUCGUCGUAGACAUUUCCGACUUCAUCCGUGCUUUUUCAGACGAUACAUCGCUGAGCUCGCCCAGAAUGUCUCGUGAGUGUGUCUUCUCUGGGAGCUACGGUGUGGACAGGGGACGACGACGCCGAGCUCACCCCUUUUGGCUGGCUUCGCCCGAUCUUGCGUGCAGCGAUGACGUUCUUGUCUCGUCCACGACUUGGCCUGGAUUCGGCUCAGCAAUCUUCGUCAACAUCCAACCCGGUAUCCAGUCGCACCACCUCGUCGGACGAGUCUCCCGUGCCCACGACUCCACCACCCCUUUCCGCUCGACGCUUCACACAGAGUUUGCGACUCUCGGACUUGUCGACGACCAAUCAGCCCGCAGACUCUUCCCGCGACGAUUUGGAGGUAGUGCAGGAGACGAGCACCACAUCGCACCAGCCCGUGGUGUCGGAUGCGAACCCCACCGCGUCGCCGACAGAGAGACGUCUCCGCGCGCUGCCACGACUGCUGUCGUCCGACGCCUUCAUGUAUGUUGCUGUACGAGAGAGCGGAGCAACGCGGGGAGAAGAGGCCGCGGAAGAGGAGAGUGGGAUCGAGACAGACCAGGAAAGCGAAGCCGACACUUCGCCUACACCAAGCGCGGCGCCGUCACAGCUCCCCGUCGCCCUAGAAGCCAUCACUCCUAGCGUUCCCGCAGUUGGUCGACCGACAAUGCCCCGCGAGACGAGUGCUUCGCGUCCGCGAGGCCUCUUGUCCGCAUCGGUAACGAGUGGCGUGUCGACGUCUCGAACGCCGCGCAUAUCACCGGCGGAGCCCGUGCAAUCUUCCUGGGUCACCUUUGGGUCGGCGACCCCGACCCCUGGCCCUCUUCGAACAGCGCGCACAGCUACGCGUACCUUCGACUCGUUGGAUUCGUACUUCGAUCUUCCGCGAGGACCCGCCGCGACCACCGCGACAUCUGGAAACUUCGCUGCGACCACGUCCCGUCCGCCGAUGACCCCUCUUCUGCCCAUGUCAAUGUCGAACUCGGCACGCGGACGUCGUCCGGCGCGACAGGACGAGCUGCCUGCUUCGCCCCCGCCGACGCGUGCGAUGGAACGGACGGAUGCUACCGCAUUAAGGGAAACCAUUGGGGACGAAUCAAGAGCGGAACCAAAGAGCGUGAUUUACCAGCGACCAUCCCACAGCGCUAUCGACCUGCGCAGCCCGAGCUUGCUUGAUGAGGAUGGGUCACCCCUCGGCACUGCCGUCUUGACGGAGUUGGACCCGGUGUGGGGUCACGGUGGAGACAUCGCGACGCCGGGGCCAUCCUUUCUUCCCGUUUCAUCCUUUGGUAUUCCGCGAAUCAUCGAUGCUCACUCCAGUGGCUCGGCGCAUUCCCGCGCCCCCAGUCCAUCGCGAAAGCCGAGCACGACCCAAGUCGUCGGGUCCCGGAUACAACGUCGGAGUUCAAUGUACGAGCUGGCGACGGAGCCGCCUGCCUACCAUGCGCAGUACAAACGUGCGGGACAGGCGCCGCAGCUCGUUUUCCCUCGAGAGGAGGAGGGCCGAGAAGGGCUGCCGACCUACAGCUGCGCGAUUCACCUCGAAGGCUACAUGCCGAUGAAGAAGGAGUUCUCGGCGCCGAGCGUACAAUCGAAGGACCGCGCUUGGAAACGAAUAUACUUUGUCCUGCACGGAACUUCAAUCAAGAUCUAUCGACACGACUUGCGCACCCAUCCGAUCCCCGGCGAAGAGGACUGGCUCAGCAGUGUGAGCUCCCAAGAUCCCGCCGCUGGACCGCACUACCACCAAGGGGAAUACGGCAACGAGAACCCCAUCGCAAGUUCUCACAAGUUCUCCAUCACCGACGCCAAAGCAAAAGCUAAGAGCCGAAUUACACACGCGGGUACGUCGGAAAACAACGCUUUGUUGCGUCACUAUUCGCUCCAGCACGCCGAGUCGGGUCUUGCUGCGGACUACCUCAAACGCAAGCAUGUGGUACGCGUUCGCGCCGAGGGUGAACAGUUCCUGCUUCAGACGAACGGAGAUCGUGGGACCAUUGAUCUCAUCGAGGUGCUCCAGGCGGCGACGAACGUUGCACUUGACCUCGACACCCGCGUGCUGCCCAAGUUUAUUACUCUUCCUCGUCGGCGGCGCCGAAGACGGCGAGUUGUGGAUCCGAACGCGAAUGCGGCCAGAGCGGUGGCUUCGUCGGCCACCUCGACCUCUGCGGAUGGAGAAGCUGAAACGACAGGCGAGUCCACGGCGGACUCUGAUCCCACCGAUCGCCUGGGUGAUAUGCUGGAAGAAGAGCAGGUAUGUCUUCCCUAG